UUAUUCGUAAAUUCGAAGAAAAGUGUUGACGAAAGUCAAAGAGAAUCAAGUGACGGGCAACUCUGAACAAGCCUAUCGCCGGCCCUGAAACACACGUGUGACGUAGCGGCGAAGUGGAGAAGACUGGUUAGCUUGUUGGUAAAGCAAAAACGUCACGACGGAGGCGAGUCUGCGAUCGCUAUCACCGCGCGGCUUCCGGCCUCUCCGUUUUGUCCAGUACAGUCGUUUUUCACACAUCAUAACCGCGAGUAUUCGUAUCGAACCACAACAGCGAGAUAGAAAGCGAGAGAAUGGGUCUCAAUCCCAUGAAAUGGAAAACGAGAACCGUCGUGUACGGUAUCUUAGGGGCCUUACUUUUCUACGUGCUAUUCGUUUACAAGAAGAAGCAACAAGUAAUACACGAAGUCGUCGUAAACGAUUCAAAUCCCAAACAUGUGUGGGAAUUUGUGGCUGACUUUAGCAACAUGAAAAAAUUGAAUCCCACGAUAGAGGACUUCAGUGUGAUCGCGGAAAGCGGCAAUUACGAUCACUGGAAAUAUACCGUGCAAUACACAGAACAUCUGAGCCAUCUGCCGAUGAUCCGUAACGUAGCGCACGGGCAAUACGCCGUAAAACCCGACGACGACGGCUACGUUAUCAGUUCUAAACAUCGGACUUGCUUCUUCCUCGAUUUCGGAUGCUUGGAGUCUAUUUCGCAAUUCAGAUUCGAUGUGGACGGUACGAGAGAUACGAAAUGUAUCGAGACCGUGCAAUACGAAUGUCCGAUCGCGUUCUCACCUCUGUGCCACAGAGAAGUCGUGUAUCAGCGGAAUGAAAUAAUGAAGAGGCUCAAAGCGGAAUUCGCCAGUCGAUCGAAGUGAAUUACACGCGCGUCGUGUAUUUAGCAAUAUCUUUCUCAAUAAAAACAUUUCGUUACACA
Dinoponera quadriceps is the source of this 919-nucleotide messenger RNA. RefSeq lists its product as uncharacterized. The transcript has 4 exons. The coding region runs from base 291 to 860 and encodes 189 amino acids. Lineage: Eukaryota; Metazoa; Arthropoda; Insecta; Hymenoptera; Formicidae. The record is from RefSeq and is a predicted model, not a curated record.